This is a messenger RNA of Varroa destructor (honeybee mite), 3086 nucleotides long. Its product is annotated as SUN domain-containing protein 5-like. Lineage: Eukaryota; Metazoa; Arthropoda; Arachnida; Mesostigmata; Varroidae. Gene Ontology annotation, molecular function: protein-membrane adaptor activity. Gene Ontology annotation, cellular component: meiotic nuclear membrane microtubule tethering complex; nuclear envelope. The record is from RefSeq and is a predicted model, not a curated record.
AACUCACAAGAAAUAAGCUGUUUCUCGAAGUCAUCGACUGAUGAUGUGCUGUUGACCACCAGAAAACAUCAUGCGGUCAUCUAUUAUAAGUUUACCUUUCGUCGCUCUCUACCUGAUACACGCAUGGCUAUUCACUUUCGACGUGCUUCUGUUGUCGCGGCGAAGGGCGCGCACCCCCGUUGCCGUGGGCACAUUGUGUGUGCUUUUUGGGACACUUAUCUAUGUUAUAGUUACCUGCGGAAACUUACCUCAGCUUGAGAUGAGACUACCCGAUUUCGACUUCCACAACCUUUAUUUCCCUGGGCGACGUUCUGCCGGGAAACAACCUUAUGUACCAUGGGAACCCGCCUCGGGAAACUUUGGAACAGCUUCUUGUGUUUCUGAGGGCAAUAAUAUAUAUCCCGAUGGUCAACAAGCCAACCAACAACGACAGAAAGAUAUGUGCUUUCUUCCGAAGAAAACGAUCGCUCCUGGCAUUUCACACCACAUUCUUGAAAGUCAACAAGAAUUGGGUACGAGUCAAGAACGACAAUUGGACACCUCGGGAAAUCCUCAGCAGCAGCUAAAUGCUGCUGAAAAUUGUCAAGAUAGCGGUCAAAUUAAUUUCAGUGGUUUCUCGGUACCGCCUGUCCUACCAUGCGCCCAAUGCCCAGAUAAUCGGGAUUGGUUUUUGGAGCAGUUAGCACGUCUGUCUCGACGAGUCGAUCAUCUGCAGGCGCAGGUGGACAAAUGCGACUGUGGCUCUCUGAAGGUCGGCCAGGUUGGACCGGAACUUGACGCUGCAAUACGUCGAGCUCUGAUGCUGUACGAUGCUGAUAAAACCGGCAUGGCCGAUUAUGCAUUAGAGAGUGCGGGGGGCUCAGUGUUGUCCACUCGAUGCACGGAAACCUAUGACAUGUCGAUGGGUCGUUACUAUCUGUUUGGGUUUAUUCCGCUAUUCUGGCAUAGACCGUCGCCGCGCUUGGCAAUCCAACCUACCCUCUCUGUAGGACAAUGCUGGCCAUUUAAAGGGAGCAUCGGUUAUUUGGUUGUUCGGUUGUCUCGACGUGUUGUGGUGGAUGCCUUUGCAUUGGAACACAUCCCGGCAUCACUUGCACCUGCUGGAAAUAUUGACUCUAGUCCGAAUCAUUUCGAGGUAUUUGGGCUGGAGAACGAGGACGACACCGUAGGUGUUUUUUUGGGCAGCUACAGUUAUACGACAACGGGAGAACCACUCCAACAUUUCAAGGUUCAGGCGGAUGUUGGUGACCGAUCGUUUGACACAGUUGAACUGAAAAUCCUCACGAAUCACGGCAAUUUACAUUACACUUGCCUUUACCGGUUUCGGGUACAUGGUAGACCUGUGCACGAUGAUGGCCUGUGGUAACCUAACAACUCUGUUCCCUGUAACUCAACGAGCUCUCAUAUGUGUGGGCAAUAGUUACAUCACAGGUGAUAGUCAGCGACGUCAUCCCGGUCACGUUAGGAUUGAUUCUGUCCUGAUUAUUGGACUAGCAAGACAUCAACUUAGUAUUGCAGUUAAAUGCUAAGAUUUUCCCUAAUAUAUUGAGACAUAAUGAGUCUACACAAUAUUUUGCUCACGAUUACGGUGUAAACUUGAAUCGAAUUCGCUAGACCUCGCUGCGCUAAUGCUCGUAAUAAUUGUUUACUCAAUGGCAUAUAUAUUGCGUACGGAAAUGGUCUCACAGAAAUUUGCGCGUCAACAUAUUACCUUAGGUAUUAACAGCAAGUUAUGAGUACGUACGUUAUUGAUGCUGUCUCGGUGCUAUUGGAAGUUAUUUGGUAUACAUGACAUUUGAACAGUGUAAAAUUCUGUCUCAAUUCAUUGCUUUUUUUUGAGUGUGUUCAAUCAUCAUGUCGUUUCAUAAAAAAGUUUUUUUUUCAAGUUCUAUUUCGGCUAUGAUAUUACAAACCAAGGAGCCGAUUAAGCUUACGUAAGCACUAGCUAGUGUGUUAAGUUUACAAGUGAAUAACAUUGCAACAUUUAAAUCUAAUUCAGUUUGUUUCCCUAAACAUUUACAUAAACAUUUGCAUGGAAAAAUAUAAGAUAACACGGUAUGUAGCAAGGCUCUAGUUUGUGUGUUUAAAAUAAGAUAAUAAGCCGUUUAGGUCAUAAAUGUGCUCAAAUAGAUACUAAUUUCAAAAUUUACUCUGCAAGGAUCUAGAAAAUGCUUUGGUAAUUUUUUGGGCUUACUGUCGUAGGAACUUCGGUUAGCGCAAGAAGGAACUAACUGUAGAAAUAUCUAUGGUUUUCUAUACCCCUUGCAGAUUUGAUCUUAAAAUCGUUAGACUAAAAAUCAGUCCAGAAUUGUAACGUAUCGCAUAAAAAAAACUAUGAUUUCGCUCUAAAGUAUCUUUACAGUUGAGGUUUUCUCUUUUUAAGGCAACGCUUGUUGCGAUUAUUGUUAGUGCAAGCGUACCAAAUCAAAUAAUCUCUAUACUAGUUAUACUAAACAGACAUUUAGCGACGAGCAUAGACGAAGUGACUUUAGGUCAUUUUCUUUGCUGCCGUAGAGCCAUUCCGCUGUCGUUUAUGUCGGCUAUCUAUAUAUAGAUAUAUAAAUAUAGAUCUAUAUAUAUCUAAUAGAGUCUAACCAACUGCAAUGUGAGAAUGUCUAACUCAACGGUUAGUGUACGAUUUCUGAAAGGUCAAGCGUACAACUCAGUUAAUCUAAUUUAAGGUCUAUUCUAUACAAAGAUGGUUCUACAGUUUGAGAUAGUUGAAUAGGCAUAAACUAUCAUAUUGCAGAAAGAUAAUGCAGGCUUCAUGUUAUCAUACAUAUGCAGUCUGGAUUGUUCCAACAGGCAGACUUGAAUGAACUAGUACAAAUACCACAUUAUUCAGUUGUAGAUCGGUAGAAUGAGUACUCGGCAGGUAAAAUUUGUAAAGGACCGUGAUAUUGCCGCAGUAUUUAAUUGGUGAUUGAUCAGCCAAAAAACGAUUAUAUAGAUAUAUCUGAUAGAAAUUAUUUGUUACUGAACGUGUGUAUAUAGCCGCAACAUCCAUCGUACAUUUUUAAUUGUCAACACUAUAUUUAUAACACUUAUUUUAGGUUACCAAUAAAUACGAAUCUGAUAAUCUACAA